Messenger RNA from Lolium rigidum, 1686 nucleotides. RefSeq lists its product as uncharacterized. Lineage: Eukaryota; Viridiplantae; Streptophyta; Magnoliopsida; Poales; Poaceae. Gene Ontology annotation, molecular function: protein binding. The transcript has 3 exons. The record is from RefSeq and is a predicted model, not a curated record. The coding region runs from base 127 to 1443 and encodes 438 amino acids.
UUGACUGAAAUCCCGACUCCUCCAAAUCCCUCCGGAAAACACCUCGCCCCUGUGUCCUCUAGGUCUCGGCGUCGGCGGCGAGGAGACGGCCGCCGCCGCAACCCGGGUCACAAUCCCCAAAUCGACAUGAGUGACGAGGUAGCCGGAAUGCCCCGCUGCCGCAGCCCGCGCCUCCACCUGCGAAUCCCCGCGAGCGAGGAUGGCGUCGGAACGACCCGCCGCGUCCGUCGCCGCCGCGGCAAAUCGCCGGAGGCGCUUGAAUCCCUGCCGUUCAACGAGGACAUGCUCCGGGAGAUCCUCCUCCGCCUCCCGCCGCAACCAUCCUCCCUCCUGCGCGCCUCGGCGGUCUGCAAGAACUGGCGAGGCCUCGUCACCGACCCCCGGUUCCUCCGCCGCUUCCGCGCCCACCAAGGGAAGACGCCCCUCCUCGGCGUCUUCGAGCCCCACAUCUGGGGCAUCAAGUUCAGAUCCACCUUAGGCCCUCCAGACCGCAUUCCUCAGGAGCGCUUCGACCUGCAACGUCAAAUUGGCCACCGCGGGAGGAUCAACUUGCGCGGAUGCCGCCACGGUCGCGUCCUCCUCUUGGACGUGAAUCCGAAUAAGAUCAUUGUGUGCGACCCCAUCACCGGCGAGCACCACCGUGUUGCCGCUCCACCAGCGUUCCGAGAGCUACACAGCUAUGGGGUCUAUGGGGAUGUGCUCUGCGCUGCCGCGGACGACGGCCACGUGCACGGCAGCUGCCACUCGAGCCCCUUCAAGGUGGUCUUGAUGUGCCUGGAAGGAGGCAAAGGUCUCAAACCAAUCGCUUGUGUAUACUGCUCGGAGACUGGCGUUUGGGGCAAUGUCAUCACAACAACGGAUCAAUGUGAGCUUGUUAAUUGUAAUCCUGGAAUCCUUGUUGGUAAUGUCCUUUACUGGUCAUCUAAGAGUGUGACUCCCAACAGAACUUUUCUAGAUUUGUAUGAUCUCACGGACGACAUUGUUGAGUUUGAUUUGGAUAGGCAGAGCCUAGGUGUGAUCAAGGGGCCUCCAUGUCUUAAUAUCAGCUUCAAACAUCAGAUAAUCAGGGUAGAGGACGAUGCUCUCGGUCUCGCUAUAUUCACCUGCGAUGAACUCCAAGUGUGGAAGAGGAUGGUCUCUUGUCAUGGUGGUACUACAUGGUUGCUGCACAACGCCUUCGAAGUGCAUACCCUUCUUGGCCUCCCUCCUCAGAUUGAGGGAUCGAUGAGAAAGAUGGAAAUACUGGGGUAUGAUGAGGAUAACCGUGCAAUCAUUGUAUUUGUAGAUGGCAAUGUCUACAUGGUUCAACCUAUGUCCAUGCAGUUCAGAAAACUUUAUGAAAGCGGUUAUCCUAUCAAGUGUUGCCCUUUUGCAAGUUUCUAUACACCAGACCUAGCCAUUCCUGGUGGAUGUAAUGGAGUUGAAAUAUUGCACGAUGCAUAGAAUGAUUUCCGGUCUCAUGUGCUGAGGUUCUAGAAUUGUUCAACAGGUGAAGUACUGGAUGCUGCUGCAGUACCAACGAUUUUGUCGCAUUGCAUCAGUGCAGUCGGCAGUCUGUAUAUGUGCUCUUUCCAAAAGAACAUGUCCAACGUGUGCCGUAGUCUAUCUAGGUUCCUAAUGUAACAAGAUGCUAUAUUGGUACCUAAUGAAGGGAAGUUCAGCUUUCCCAACCUAUAAUUCUACUAA